Coffea arabica (coffee) is the source of this 1870-nucleotide messenger RNA. RefSeq names its product probable protein phosphatase 2C 35. Gene Ontology annotation, molecular function: cation binding; protein serine/threonine phosphatase activity. Gene Ontology annotation, biological process: protein dephosphorylation. The record is from RefSeq and is a predicted model, not a curated record. Lineage: Eukaryota; Viridiplantae; Streptophyta; Magnoliopsida; Gentianales; Rubiaceae.
AUGGUAAAGAAUUAUUGUUUGGUAUUCAGUAAGCUGUUACUGCAAAGCCGACAUCUUGACCGAUGUGAUCACGUGCCAUCCCACAAAUUCAGGUUAGAAUAUUCUGUGGUUACACAGAGGGGCUACUAUCCUGAAACCCCUGAUAAAGAAAAUCAAGACAGCUACUGUAUAAAAACCCAUAUUCAGGGUAAUCCAAAUGUGCAUUUCUUUGGGGUAUUUGAUGGGCAUGGGCAGUUUGGUACACAAUGUUCAAAGUUUGUCAAAGAUAGGCUUGUUGAGAUUUUAUCAAAUGACCCUACAUUGUUGGAUGAUCCUGUUAAGGCUUAUAAUUCUGCAUUUUUGGCUACAAAUGAAGAACUACAUAUUAGUGAUAUUGAUGAUUCCAUGAGUGGUACAACAGCUAUCACUGUGCUUGUUGUUGGGGACAUGCUAUAUGUGGCCAAUGUGGGUGAUUCAAGGGCGGUGUUGGCCGUUAAGGAAGAGAAUAAGCUUGUUGCUGAAGACUUGUCUUAUGACCAGACACCAUUUAGGAAAGAUGAAUGUGAGAGAGUUAAACUUUGUGGUGCCCGUGUUUUAAGUGUUGAUCAAGUGGAAGGGCUUAAAGAUCCUGGAAUUCAGACAUGGGGAGAUGAAGAGACUGAAGGUGGUGAUCCACCAAGGUUGUGGGUUCAGAACGGAAUGUAUCCUGGGACGGCAUUUACACGGAGUGUGGGGGAUAGCACAGCAGAGAAGAUUGGUGUAGUUGCUGUUCCUGAGGUAUCAGCAGUUCACCUUACCUCUAGUCAUCCAUUCUUUGUCGUUGCCAGUGAUGGUGUUUUUGAGUUCCUCUCCAGCCAAACUGUAGUGGAUAUGGUGACUAGAUAUACCGAUCCCCAGGAUGCAUGUUCUGCUAUUAUUGGAGAAGCCUAUAAACUAUGGUUAGAGCAUGAGAAUCGGACAGAUGAUAUAACAAUCAUCAUUGUACACAUUAGAGAUUUAUCUAAUUUUGUUGUUAGUGCCAAUAGUGAUAGCAACGAAGGGAAAACAAGGUCUGAUGCACUGAGGACGGAGAAUGGAACUUCUGAUGUGUUUUUCACGCCUUCUGGAUCUGAAGUCUGCCAUUCAGUAAGAAGUGAUUUUUCUGAACGUUAUAGCUAUCAGAAUACAAUGCCAAAGGAUCAAAGCCUUGCAAAUGUUGCUUCUCCAGCAAUGUUGGCUUAGCUAUCUGCAUCGGACUGAAGAAAGAAAAGACCAGGGGGUUCAUUAGGGUUCCUUUUCUCACUUCGAUGAAUUGGUAAUCGAUCUGGUGGUUAUACAUCCGCAGCAGACCACAAAUUCAAGUUUAUCUUCAAAUCUAGUUGUUGAAGAGUUGCAUUCGUUUCCGUGAUUAUGUCCCAAUAGCAUGUGCUCCCUGGUUGAAAUGAGCUGCCAUUUUGCCUUCUCCAACAAACAUAUUAGAAGAGCAAGGCUAACAAGGCUUCAAUAGCUUUAGGGAGAGGCCGGUGGUCUGUUUUGAUACAGAAUAUGUAUGAUGCAGCAGAUGAAUAUAUCAUCAGUUCUGCGGUGAAAAGACACAUCAUGCUAGUAUCAGCUGCUAACGUUGCUUAGACAUUGAUAUUUAGUUUUCUGAUCAGAAUAUUAGUCCAUCCUUGCUUCCAGAAGCAAGAAAGUACUUCAAAGUUGGCUGUUACUUGACCUUAAAAGUGCCUUAAUCUCUUGCGAUAAUCCUUAGUUAAAGAGGGAGAAAAAAAGAAACAUGAUUGUUACUUCCUUGUUUAUGAAGCUCAGACAUGACGAGUGAGUUUGAGCUUUUAGUUCACUUGUACGAACACAUGGGCCAACGUAUAAAAGAUCCCUGCAACUGGAAAUUAAGGAGCCGGUGCCAUCUGAA